AUGUUCGAUUUUCAGCACGUGGGCACUUCAACGAAUGUGCCGCCUGUUUCCCCGUCCUCGGCUCAUCAGCGAUCGAUUUUCGAUUUCCAGAAGCCUGGCAGAUCUCCACCAGCCUCGGCUCGUCAGGCAUCGAUUUUUGAUUUUCAGCAAGUGGGCACUUCAACGAAUGUGCCGCCUGUUCCCCCGUCCUCGGCUCGUCAGCCAUCCAUUUUCGAUUUCCAAAAGCCUGACAUCCCUGCACCAGCCUCGGCUCGUCAGGCAUCGAUUUUUGAUUUUCAGCAAGUGGACACUUCAACGAAUGUGCCGCCUGUUCCCCUGUCCUCGGCUCGUCAGCCAUCCAUUUUCGAUUUCCAAAAGCCUAACAACCCUGCACCAGCCUCGGCUAAUAAAGGAUCCCCUUUCGAUUUUCAAGUCCAUCGUUCAUUUACCCCGGCCUCGGCUGUUCAGCCUUCCAUUGAUUUUCAAACACCUGGCACGUCUGCUCCAGCUCCUGCCUCUGACAAACCAGGCAUGUCUUCCCCUGGCGCCUCAAGGUCCAAUAGUACUCUGGGAUCACGGAAGUAUCUGACGAAAUCACAAGAGGCCAAAUUACGACUCCAGGGCCAAGGAGGAGCUGCCAUUCUGCCAACUCGGCCAGGCGAUGCCUUCGUUUUCGGCCCGGCUCCUGUCUUCGUCUACACUCAAGAGAGACAACACCACGCCCACCACCUUCGACCGAAUUCGGUAUCUAAAGCCAAUCUCAGCUCCUCCUUGAUGGAGCUCAAGGCUGUUGGGAUUGCGACAUUUUUAAUGACCGUUGGGGCCGUAACAGUUAUGUGGAGUGUAAAGAGCGCGCUUGGGGUUAACGACGCACAAGAGUUUGGCAAAAGGAUCAUCUACCGACCAGCCGCAACUGACGAAGAUUACCUUGAUGCUUAUGAAGUUGCGCCAUUCGAGGCGGAGGGUUGGACGUGGGUGGAGGCUGAGAAGAGGCUUAUGAUGAGGGGCUUCAACUCUUCCCCUUGCUCGUCUCCAUUUUCCGCAGUGGGUAUUUGUCCUUGCCUCCUUGUGCACUUUGAGAAGGAUUAUCAGAGCAGCCGACGAACUCUGGCACGUUACACAACCAAGGCCCAAGUGCGAUAUACGGCGAAUGCCAAGGAAUCUCCCUCCGCCCUGUAA
This is a messenger RNA of Laccaria bicolor S238N-H82, 1158 nucleotides long. RefSeq lists its product as uncharacterized. The record is from RefSeq and is a predicted model, not a curated record. Bases 1 to 1158 code for a protein of 385 amino acids. The transcript has 6 exons. NCBI's taxonomy places the organism in Eukaryota, Fungi, Basidiomycota, Agaricomycetes, Agaricales, Hydnangiaceae.